AAAGGGAAUCUUCUCCUGGCUCCACGUAUCUCAGAUCCCUUAUCAAGUGCGGGUGACGGAAUGUGGUGGGGUUCAUUCUUUGGCCAUUAACAUUUCCUGGUCCUGUGGGGCUAUAAAGAUGGGGAGAGCAUCAGGGUUUGCACUGAGUAAGGAAGGAGAGAGGGAGAUCGGUGGCCAUCGUAGAGUUGGAAGGGGCCUCAAGAAUCAUCUAGUCCAACCCCAACACCAUGGGAUUAGCAAUUCCUUUCCUCCUUGUCCUGUUCUUCAUUGGCGGUCAACUUGAAGGCAGAGCUGCCCACAGUUCAGAGCUAGCGGACCUCAAGGCCCUUCUUGAGCUCCUAGAAGACAGACUUGAAUUCGGAGGAAAGGAGUCGGAGCUCCAACCCAAUGACGAAACAGCCAGAGAUGUUUCCCAGGCUUCUGCCACCUGGGACACCGAAUACGCAAGGCCUCAGGGCGAAGGCGCCUUCAGCCCCAGCAGCUGGGAGCAGCCAGUGGCAAGAGAGCCGGCGGCUGCAAGGAACAAACUGAGAGCCCUUUUCAACUCUCCCCGCAGCUUGCAAAGGUCCUCAAACUGCUUCGGCCAGAGGCUGGACAGGAUAGGGACCUCAACCGGACUUGGCUGCAACAGGAACCGGAACUGAAGCCGAUGCAAAAAACCGUCUCCAUCUUCCAUCUCUGACGACAAUCAACUCCCCAG
This is a messenger RNA of Podarcis raffonei (Aeolian wall lizard), 700 nucleotides long. Its product is annotated as natriuretic peptides A-like. The transcript has 3 exons. The record is from RefSeq and is a predicted model, not a curated record. Gene Ontology annotation, cellular component: cytoplasm; nucleus; extracellular region. Gene Ontology annotation, biological process: negative regulation of systemic arterial blood pressure; cGMP biosynthetic process; neuropeptide signaling pathway. Gene Ontology annotation, molecular function: hormone activity; hormone receptor binding. Lineage: Eukaryota; Metazoa; Chordata; Lepidosauria; Squamata; Lacertidae. The coding region runs from base 228 to 644 and encodes 138 amino acids.